Oppiella nova is the source of this 1695-nucleotide messenger RNA. The record is from the annotation of a GenBank genome assembly. NCBI's taxonomy places the organism in Eukaryota, Metazoa, Arthropoda, Arachnida, Sarcoptiformes, Oppiidae.
UCCAGACAACUGAUCCAAACGUCUCACCACUCAAUCCCAUUGACAGCUGAACAUCACCCGACGGAUCAGCUAUGCUUAACAUACAGUCGCGUUCACUGAAUCCGGUGAAUAUACUGAAGGGCGAGGCCGAGGAGGAGAAGGCAGAGACGGCACGUCUGUCCUCAUUCAUCGGCGCCAUCGCCAUCGGAGAGCUCGUGAAGUCCACGUUAGGGCCCAAAGGGAUGGACAAGAUAUUGCUGUGUGAGGGCCGGAAUGAGGGCCGAGUGGAGGUGACCAACGAUGGGGCGACCAUUUUGAGGGCUGUGGGCGUCGACAACCCGGCGGCCAAAGUGUUGGUCGACAUCUCGAAGACACAGGACGAAGAGGUGGGCGACGGGACGACAUCCGUAGCCGUAUUGGCGGCGGAACUGCUGAAAGAGGCGGAAACCCUCGUCUCUAUGCGACUGCACCCGCAGACCAUCGUCUCGGGAUGGCGUAAGUCAGUGACGGCCGCGCGCGCAGCGCUCGAGUCGGUCGCCACCGACAACAGCGCCGACACCGAGCGCUUCCAGUCCGACCUCAUGAACAUCGCCCGCACGACCCUAUCGUCGAAAAUACUGUCCCAACACAAGGACUUCUUUGCCAAAAUGGCUGUCGACGCAGUGAUGCGGCUCAAGAAGUCGGGCAAUUUAGACGCCAUUCAGGUGAUCAAGAAGUUGGGCUCAACGCUGAGCGACUCGUUCCUCAGCGAAGGCUUCCUAUUGGAUAAGAAGCCGGGAAUGAAUCAACCGAAGCGCGUGGAAAAGGCGCGGAUACUGAUCGCCAACACCCCGAUGGACACCGACAAGAUCAAGGUGUUCGGCGCGAAGGUUAAGGUGGACUCCAUCGCCAAAGUGGCGGACAUCGAGUUGGCCGAGAAGGAGAAGAUGAAGGAUAAGGUGGACCUCAUUCUCAAGCACAACAUCAAUGUGUUCAUCAAUCGCCAGUUGAUCUACAAUUAUCCGGAACAGCUGUUCGGUGACGCCGGUGUCAUGGCUAUAGAGCACGCGGACUUCGACGGCAUCGAGCGCCUGGCGCUGGUCACCGGCGGUGAGAUUGUCUCCACGUUUGGUAAUCCAGAGAAAGUGCGUUUGGGUCAAUGCGAUCUGAUCGAGGAGGUGAUGAUAGGGGAGGACAAGCUGUUGAAGUUCUCGGGGGUGCCGGUGGGCGAGGCGUGCACUAUAGUGCUGAGAGGGGCCACGCAGCAGAUCCUGGACGAGGCCGAGCGCUCACUGCACGACGCCCUCUGCGUUCUGUCGCAGACCGUGAAGGAGCCCCGAAUCGUGUUCGGCGGCGGGUCGGCCGAGAUGUUGAUGGCCGACGCCGUGGCUCGACUCGCGGCUCAAACCCCGGGGAAGGAGUCGUUUGCGAUGGAGUCGUUCGCCAAAGCGUUGAGACAAUUGCCGACAAUUAUCGCCGACAACGGCGGCUAUGAUUCGGCGCAACUGAUGUCGGAGUUACGGGCACUGCACUCACAGGGAAGGCAUACCAUGGGUCUCGAUAUGUAUAACGGGGCGACCGCUGACAUGCAGGCGUUGGGUAUUAUUGAGGCGUUUAUCGUGAAGCGACAGGUGCUGCUCAGCGCCGCCGAGGCCGCGGAGAUGAUACUUAGAGUGGAUAACAUCAUUAGGGCGGCCCCCAGGAGGCGGGAGCCCGACCACAGAGGGCACUAGUGUG